AUGGGGAAUUGUUUCAAUUAUGAAGAAACCCAUAAUUCAAGUGUAAAACAAUAAAGAACAUUCAAAGCGGGAUUAGUUACCAUUUGCAAGGUACAUUUGGAGGGAAGAUUUAGAUUAAUGAAGUGUUUAAGCUAUUGA
Molecule: messenger RNA, 138 nt
Organism: Paramecium octaurelia
Lineage: Eukaryota; Ciliophora; Oligohymenophorea; Peniculida; Parameciidae
Source: the annotation of a GenBank genome assembly